This is a messenger RNA of Cucumis melo (muskmelon), 2676 nucleotides long. Its product is annotated as mechanosensitive ion channel protein 10-like. Lineage: Eukaryota; Viridiplantae; Streptophyta; Magnoliopsida; Cucurbitales; Cucurbitaceae. The record is from RefSeq and is a predicted model, not a curated record. Gene Ontology annotation, cellular component: plasma membrane. The transcript is spliced from 6 exons. Gene Ontology annotation, biological process: monoatomic anion transport; transmembrane transport; detection of mechanical stimulus. Gene Ontology annotation, molecular function: mechanosensitive monoatomic ion channel activity. The coding region runs from base 153 to 2459 and encodes 768 amino acids.
GCGUAAUUUAAAUAAAAGUUAAACCCGCGAAAAAGCAAAUGGAAACUCGCCGUCGCCGUCGCCGUCGCCAGUGCUCAGCUCUACUUCGGCUUUUUGGAUUGCAUUGUCUGUUAUGUUAGUAAGAAGUUAAUUAAGAGGUGUAAAAGCAGAAAAUGGCGGAUAAGAAAGGAAUGGAACAGCUUGUUUUACGGAUUUUGGAAGGUGAAGAAGGGGUUCAUGGAAGUAGUAAAGAUCUUAAUAAACCCUCUGUUGGUUCUUUUCCUGAUUUUGACCUAAAAGAAACUCGGAGUUUUAGGUGCACGAUUCCACGAUCCUUGGUUGGGAGUUCUCCUUCACAUGAGAUUUCCAGAAUGACUCCUCUUAAACCUCCAAAAAUUCCAGGCGAAACGGUGACACGGCGUGCAUCAUUUGCUUGUUCGUCAUUUUCGAAGCCGAAAUCGAGGCUUAUAGAACCUCCUUGUCCCGAUGGUGAAAGUUUAGCAGAAGAAAAAGCUCUAGCAAAAUCUUCACUGUAUGGCUCUCCUAAGGUGGAUUCUCCAGCUAAGAUAACCGCUGUGACUAGUCCUAAAGAAGCUUUGAAGGCGACCCCGAUAACUCCGAAAACACCGUUGAUUGGAACUACUGGGAAUGAGGAGGAAGAUGAUGAAGAAGUUUACAAAACUGCAGAACUGAAAGUGAAAGAAAAAUCUGAAAAGAGAUUGAAGAAAACAGUUAUAGUGGAAUGGGUUGCAUUUUUGUGCUUAACAGGGUGUUUGAUUGCUAGCUUAACUAUAGACACGUUGGUGACCAAAGAGAUUUGGGGAUUAGGACUGUGGAAAUGGUGUGUGCUUGUAUUAGUUAUUUUCUGUGGUCGUUUGUUUUCGCAAUGGUUUAUCAAUUGUCUGGUUUUCUUGAUUGAAAGAAACUUUCUACUUAAAAGAAAGGUUCUUUAUUUUGUCUAUGGGCUGAAGAAGAGUGUCAUAAUUUUUAUUUGGCUGGCUUUGGUUCUUCUAGCCUGGGGUCUAUUAUUUGAUCAAAGCAGCAAGAGAUCUAAGAAAGGCAACGAGAUUCUGAAUUACGUUACACGAGCUCUUGGUGCUUCUCUAAUUGGAGCAGGACUAUGGCUGGUUAAAACUUUGUUGGUGAAGAUACUCGCUGCUUCUUUUCAAUGCACUAGAUUCUUUGAUCGGAUUCAAGAAUCGAUCUUCCAUCAAUAUAUACUACGCAUCCUAUCAGGACCUCCGCUCAUGGAGAUGGCUGGGAGGGUCGGGAGAGCGGCAAGCACAGGACAGUUGAGUUUCAAGCAUUUGAAGCAAGAAAGUGAUGAUGGGAAUGAAGGGAAGGAAGAGGUUAUCGAUGUAGAUAAACUCAAAAAGAUGAAGCAAGAAAAAAUCUCUGCUUGGACCAUGAGAGGGCUAAUCAAUGUUAUAAGGGGUUCAGGAUUGUCCACCAUCUCUAAUACAAUAGAGAAUUUUAAAGAGGAAGAGGUUGAGCAAAAGGAUAAGGAGAUUAACAGUGAAUGGGAAGCAAGGGCUGCAGCUUACCAAAUUUUCCGAAACGUUGCAAAACCGGGUAGCAAGUAUAUUGAUGAAGAGGACCUCUUUCGUUUUAUGAGUAAGGAGGAAAUUGAUAAUGUGCUGCCGUUGUUUGAAGGAGGAGCAGAAACUGGGAAGAUAAAGCGAAAAACCCUGAAGAAUUGGCUGGUGAAUGUUUAUGUCGAACGCAAGUCGUUAGCUCACUCAUUGAAUGACACCAAGACUGCCAUAGAGGAGCUAAACAAGCUUGCUUCUGCAGUUGUACUGAUUGUGAUUAUCAUUGAAUGGCUACUUCUCAUGGGUUUCUUAACUACACAAGUACUCGUCUUCAUUUCAUCACAGAUUCUAUUGGUGGUUUUCAUGUUCGGUAAUACUGCCAGAACUGUAUUUGAAGCCAUCAUAUUCGUAUUCGUGAUGCAUCCAUUCGAUGUUGGGGAUCGUUGUGUCGUAGAUGGUGUCCAGAUGGUUGUUGAAGAAAUGAACAUUUUGACCACAAUCUUCUUGAGAUAUGAUAAUGAGAAGAUCUUCUAUCCAAAUUCUGUUCUAGCCACCAAACCCAUUAGUAACUACUACAGGAGCCCCGAAAUGAGCGACUCGAUCGAUUUUUCCGUCGACUUUUCCACCUCAAUAGAAAGCAUUGGAGCUCUAAAAGCAAGAAUAAAGACAUACUUAGAAAGCAAACCGCAGUUCUGGCGACCGAACUACAGUGUCGUUGUGAAAGAAAUCGAGAAUGUCAACAAAAUGAAACUAGCUCUAUGUGUUAAUCACACCAUAAACUUUCAGAACUACGGCGACAAGAGCAAUCGUAGAUCGGAUUUGGUGUUGGAGCUGAAGAAAAUUUUCGAAGAUCUGGGUAUCAAAUACCAUUUGUUACCUCAAGCAGUUCAGCUCAACUAUGCGAGUUCAGCAGCUGGUGGGGUUCCACUUCCACCCUCUCAAAGAUGAAGGUGCGAAAGGUCAUUUCUUGAGUUUUGCUCAUUUUCUUACAAAACUCUCAAAUACAAAAACAAUGUCUAUUCUCAUGAAUGGCUUUGAAGUUUGAAUCUUUGAUAGGAAGGGAACAAGUUUUGAGGGUCUAGAGUAAGGCAAAAAGAAAUUAAUUGUAAAAUAUUGAUUAGUUGUUUUCAACAAAUUUUGAAUUUUAUUUAUGGAAAUUGUAAGA